Trametes versicolor FP-101664 SS1 is the source of this 1814-nucleotide messenger RNA. Its product is annotated as replication factor-a protein. Gene Ontology annotation, molecular function: DNA binding. Gene Ontology annotation, biological process: DNA repair; DNA recombination; DNA replication. Lineage: Eukaryota; Fungi; Basidiomycota; Agaricomycetes; Polyporales; Polyporaceae. Gene Ontology annotation, cellular component: nucleus. The coding region runs from base 10 to 1695 and encodes 561 amino acids. The transcript has 9 exons. The record is from RefSeq and is a predicted model, not a curated record.
GGGAGCAACAUGGACCGCUACCGCGUCAUUGUCUCCGACGGAGAGCACUUCCUGCAGUCUAUGCUGGCCACUCAGCUCAACCACCUUGUGGAGGAGGAGCAGAUUCUGAAGCACUCUAUCGCCGUCAUCGAAAAGUUCACGUGCAAUCUCGUGCAGGGCAAGAAGUUGUUGAUUAUUCUGGCUUUGCGUGUCGUUCAGAAGGAGGCCGAGAAGAUUGGUAACCCCGUCGGCAUUCAAGCUCGGGCUGGAGGUAGCAUCGAGGCUCAAGCGUCUCCCUCGGCUGCUGUUACCCCUGCCCCUGCCGCCUCCACCAAACCAGCCGUUUCUGCCGCUCCUGCUCAAUCUUCGCGUCAGCCCACCCAAGGGAAUCGAGGCGGCCGUACUGCGAUAUACCCUAUCGAGAGUUUGAGCCCUUACCAGAACCACUGGACUAUCAAGGCUCGUGUCAUCUCGAAGAGCGAGAUUCGGACAUGGUCGAACCAGAGAGGCGAGGGCAAGUUGUUCAACAUCACGCUCAUGGAUGAAAGCGGGGAGAUUCGUGCGACCGGUUUCAAUGCCACUGUCGAUGAACUGUACGACCGCAUUCAGGAAGGCAAGGUUUACUUCAUCUCCAAGGCCAAGGUCAACCUGGCGAAGAAGAAGUUCUCCAACAUUGCCAACGAGUACGAGCUUGCCUUAGAACGUAACACGGAGAUCGAAGAGUGUCCUGACGCUGCUGACGUUCCGACGGUGAAGUUCAAUUUCACUCCCAUCGCGAACCUCCAAGAGAUCGCCAAGGAUGCAGUUUGCGACAUCGUCGGUGUCGUCAAAGAGGUCGGAGAACUAUCCUCAAUCACGUCGAAGGCGACGAGCAAGCAGAUCCCUAAGAAGGAGUUGACAGUGGUCGACGCGUCUGGUUUCUCCGUUAAGGUUACGUUGUGGGGCAAACAGGCAGAACAAUACAACGAGGUGGACUACCCGGUCAUUGCGUUCAAGGGCGCCAAAGUCGGAGACUUCCAAGGCCGCUCCCUCUCGAUGAUGAGUUCGAGCAGUCUCAUCAUCAACCCUGAUAUCCCUGAAGCGCACCAUCUCCGUGGUUGGUACGAUGCGGCAGGCGCCGAACAAACCUAUCAGUCCCACACGAACACUAUGUCGUCUGGUGGUGGCGUUUCCUUCGAUCGCGCAGAGAUCCGCAGCCUGAACGACGUCAAAACCUCGGAGCUGGGCAUGUCCGACAAAGUCGAUACCUUCUCAUCUCGGGCGACAAUCAUGCACAUCAAGGGGGACAACAUCGCAUACCCUGCGUGUCCAUCGCAAGGCUGCAACAAGAAGGUUGUGCUCAUGGGCGACAGUUGGCGAUGCGAGAACUGCGACAAGUCCUACCCUCAACCGGAGCACAGAUACAUCGUCCCGAUGGCUGUUGCUGACUACUCGGGUCAAGCGUGGUUCCAAGGUUUUAACGAUGUUGGGCUGAUUGUCUUCGGCAUGCCUGCGAACGAUCUUGUGGCCAUCAAGGAACGGGAUGAUACUGAGUUCAACCGCGUGCUGGAGGGCACCAUUGGCACCACCUACAACUUCGCCUGCCGCGCAAAGCAGGACAACUACAACGAUCAAGCGCGUGUCCGCUACGGUAUCUCGCGCAUCUUGCCGUUGGACUACCGUGAGGAGGCUACGUACCUCGCGAACCUCCUUCGCCGCAGCGAGUGGAGCAACUGAGCGCGCAGCUAGAACCACCUUUGAGUUCAGAUAGUCGAGUUUGUAUCAUCCGGUUUGCCCUUGUCGCAGUGUACCAGUAUCGUGUAACUUGUUGAUUUGCGACAGCUAUGCAGUGUUCG